AUGUCCUUCAUCAGUGACCAGACGUGGCCUAGUGAACUCAAGGUCCUUUUUGAGACCUUCCGUCACCAUACGCCUAUCGGUAUUUGCGGCGAAACACGGUAUCACGGCCCAUCCAACUCGCUUCUCAACUACUGCUUUGACAAUCCUAGGUUCCACUUCGUGGUAGUUCCACGUCAUCCAUCGUUAAACAGCCCUCGCGAAUCCGAUGCGUUCAUCAGGCUGUACUUCGCUGUCUACGACCAGAAUAAUCGGCCCGUUUUCUUUGCGGAUGUUAGGGAUGACGUUUGGCUCGGCUCGCCAGCAGCACGGUCCCGCGCGGAUGGUCAAGUGCGAGAGCGCUACGAUGACCUGUUAACGUGCUGCCCGAUCCCGGUCUUGCAUGGCGUCAGCAUCAUUGGCACAAAAGCACGUUUCUACACUGCUCAAUCCAAGGACCGCGUGAUUCUGCCCCGUCGAGUUCCUCGCGAUCCAGCCAAGGCUUUAUCCGCGGAGUAUUUGACGGGAGAGUGGGAGUUGGACAUCCUCUCACAAGAAGGGUUCGACAGGGUGAAGGAAGUAGUGACGUACAUUAAAGACCAAUGCUCUGUUCUGUAGCCUCGACUGUAAGUAUCUGACCUGUACUUUAUUGUUGUUUCAUGUAGUCGCUUCGAUGGCAGCAAAAGUGCCAUGAGGAUCCACUUGAAUCAUUGUACAGUAUCUAUCUGC
Messenger RNA from Coniophora puteana RWD-64-598 SS2, 705 nucleotides. RefSeq lists its product as uncharacterized. The transcript has a single exon. NCBI's taxonomy places the organism in Eukaryota, Fungi, Basidiomycota, Agaricomycetes, Boletales, Coniophoraceae. Bases 1 to 594 code for a protein of 197 amino acids. The record is from RefSeq and is a predicted model, not a curated record.